Molecule: messenger RNA, 1748 nt
Organism: Piliocolobus tephrosceles (Ugandan red Colobus)
Lineage: Eukaryota; Metazoa; Chordata; Mammalia; Primates; Cercopithecidae
Gene: BGN
Product: biglycan
Exons: 8
Coding region: 146-1252 (368 amino acids)
Molecular function (GO): protein binding
Source: RefSeq, a predicted model, not a curated record
CUCUCUCCACAAACUGCCCAGGAGUGAGUAGCUGCUUUCGGUCCACCGGACAGACCGGACAGACAGACGUGCGGACGGCCCACCACCCCAGCCCGCCAACUAGCCAGCCUGAGCCUGGUGCCUCCCCUCUCCAGGCCCAUCCGCCAUGUGGCCCCUGUGGCUCCUCACGUCUCUGCUGGCCCUGAGCCAGGCCCUGCCCUUUGAGCAGAGGGGCUUCUGGGACUUCACCCUGGACGAUGGGCCGUUCAUGAUGAAUGAUGAGGAAGCUUCGGGCGCCGACACCUCGGGCGUCCUGGACCCGGACUCUGUCACACCCACCUACAGCGCCAUGUGUCCUUUUGGCUGCCACUGCCACCUGCGGGUGGUUCAGUGCUCCGAUCUGGGUCUGAAGUCUGUGCCCAAAGAGAUCUCCCCUGACACCACGCUGCUGGACCUGCAGAACAACGACAUCUCUGAGCUCCGCAAGGAUGAUUUCAAGGGUCUCCAGCACCUCUACGCCCUCGUCCUGGUGAACAACAAGAUCUCCAAGAUCCACGAGAAGGCCUUCAGCCCCCUACGGAAGCUGCAGAAGCUCUACAUCUCCAAGAACCACCUGGUGGAGAUCCCGCCCAACCUGCCCAGCUCCCUGGUGGAGCUCCGCAUCCACGACAACCGCAUCCGCAAGGUGCCCAAGGGCGUGUUCAGUGGGCUCCGGAACAUGAACUGCAUCGAGAUGGGCGGAAACCCACUGGAGAACAGUGGCUUUGAACCUGGAGCCUUCGAUGGUCUGAAGCUCAACUACCUGCGCAUCUCAGAGGCCAAGCUGACUGGCAUCCCCAAAGACCUCCCUGAGACCCUGAAUGAACUCCACCUGGACCACAACAAAAUCCAGGCUAUCGAACUGGAGGACCUGCUCCGCUACUCCAAGCUGUACAGGCUGGGCCUGGGCCACAACCAGAUCCGGAUGAUCGAGAACGGGAGCCUGAGCUUCCUGCCAACCCUCCGGGAGCUCCACUUGGACAACAACAAGCUGGCCAGGGUGCCCUCGGGGCUCCCAGACCUCAAGCUCCUCCAGGUGGUCUAUCUGCACUCCAACAACAUCACCAAAGUGGGUGUCAACGACUUCUGUCCCGUGGGCUUCGGGGUGAAGCGGGCCUACUACAACGGCAUCAGCCUCUUCAACAACCCCGUGCCCUACUGGGAGGUGCAGCCAGCCACCUUCCGCUGCGUCACUGACCGCCUGGCCAUCCAGUUUGGCAACUACAAAAAGUAGAGACAGCUGCAGCCACCGCGGGGCCUCGGUGGGUUUUCUCUGGGGAACACAGCCAGACAUCCUGAUGGGGAGGCAGAGCCAGGAAGCUAAGCCAGGACCCAGCUGCGUCCAACCCAGCCCCCCACCUCAGGUCCCUGACCCCAGCUCGCCGCCCCAUCACGGCCUCUCCCUGGCUCCCAAGGGUGCAGGUGGGCUCAAGGUCUGGCCCCCAUCACAUGCUCCCUCCGCCUCAGAGCUGCCCCUGUUCUCCCACCACAGCCACCCCGGAGGCACCCCAUGAAGCUUUUUUCUCAUUCACUCCCAAACCCAAGUGUCCAAGGCUCCAGUCCUAGGAGAAUGGUCCCUGGGUCAGCAGCCAGGAGGUGUUCCAUAAGAAUGGGGACAGUGAAUUCUGCCAGGGCUGCUGCACCUGUCCAGACACGCAUGUUCUGUUCCUCCUCCUCAUGCAUUUCCAGCCUUUCAGCUCUCCCCACUGCCGCAGCUCCCCUCAGCCCCC